Molecule: messenger RNA, 2412 nt
Organism: Enterobius vermicularis (human pinworm)
Lineage: Eukaryota; Metazoa; Nematoda; Chromadorea; Rhabditida; Oxyuridae
Source: the annotation of a GenBank genome assembly
AUGUCACGAUUGGAUUUAAAUGGCUUAAGGCCGAAUUGUAUGAGUAAUGAAGACGAGGAUUUUACCUUCGGCAUUCCCUUGGAAGAAGAAAUUGAAAGGAGCCCUACUCCAUGUGAAGAGAUAGAUGCUAUCAAUACAGAGACCUUUGGGGAGGAUAUAAGUGGUGCUGACUUCGACGACUUGGAGGUGUACUCGAAACAAGUACGUUUUAGAUUUUUAGAGAUUCGCUGUUUUGUUCUAGAUUAUAUGAUCUUUUUUCAUUCAUAUAUUUCCUAUAUUUUUCAGACUGCUGGCUUAAAAUUGGACGAUUACGAGGCCGACUGGGAAAAUGAGCCAUCAUGUUCCAUCAGUGCUCCCGAUCCGUCCCAAUUGCCAGAUCCGACAUUCGACUCAGUUUCAGAUAUGUUCACGAAUUCUUAUUAUUCCUAUUCUGGUUCAGGAGCGAACGACGUACCAUACCCGUCUUCGUACGAGCUCAAUCUUGGCACUGUGGACUCCUUAUUUGCUAACAAUGUCAAAAACAAAGAUAGUUCUAUAUGGGGAACUCCGGGUUUAUCCUCAGUGAUCACCAGAUCCGCCCUAGAUUUCAUCAAUAACAGAGAUAGCGGAGCUGCCAGUAGUUCUUAUAUGAAUAUAAAAAGUGAGGACAACUUUAACAACAGUUCUGCUUCGGCAGCUUUGUCAGCAAAGAAGCCUGAUUUAGCCGGAUUUCCCAGGAAUGCUGUAACCGUAGAGGAGUUGGAAAGGCAACAGCUUAAUGAAAUGAAGAACAAAAAACUGCCGGGAGUACCACAAGGUGCGAUUGCUUUAGAAGACCUUGAAAGGCAAAUUUUAACAUCAGCACCGCCAGUGAAAGAAGAACCAAAGCCGUUGGAAGUCAAUGUAACUUCAGAAAUGGAGCCUCCUGUGGCGCCUAAGUUUCCGCUUUCUCCUCAGAUGCCUUUUUCGUUCCCAGUCGUUCGUCCCAUGAUGCCUCCAUUCAUGCUCAGCGUUUUAAGAGCUCGUAUGGUAGGGCAGUUGAUGGAGAAUCCUACUGGGUUUCCACUUAUGCCACCUCAGAUGCCGAUGGGUUUUUUCGAAACUAUGGCUCGGAAUUCAAACGCGAUGGGAGGAUUCCGUUUUCCUGUACCCCAUCAGAUGCCUGGAAUUCCUUUUCCACCUUUUCCAUCUGCGAUGCAACCAAAUCGUCCAAGGAUGAAUCAUAUACGUUCCCCAGUUUCACCCCGUGGGCCUUUUUAUCCUCCUAAUCAAAGCAGCGGAGGGGGAAAGACUGCUGUUUACCGCGAGCCGCAUUUCAGGAAAACCAGGUUACCAUCAAUCAAAACGAUAUCUGAUUUUGCAUUUGAUCCUUAUGCAGGCUUUAUGUCUAAAAAGGAGCGUGAGUGGCUUAUUAAGAUACAGCUACUUCAAUGUCAAGGCACAGGGAACCCCUACGACGAUGACUAUUAUUACACGACAUGGAAAGAACGAAAACUGUCAUUGAAGAACAGUUCGAACGAAUUGGUUUCUGAAAAAGCUGAGUGCGAUCUGCGUGCAGCUGGUGGAAGUGGUAAUCAUUACGUACCACCGACUUUUGUUGGAAGCCUUGGGAAGCCAUCCUUGUCUACUGUCAAUAAUCCAAGACAGGUAGUGAGAAAUUUGCGUUAUGAUGGAAGUGAGGAUGACGACCGAGCAAAUGUCAAGGUUUCUUCCCAAAAGAGGUUCCGUGCUCUGUUAAUGUUGACUGAAAACAUUGCUGCAUACGUUUUAGAGUGUGAAGAUUGCAAACGCCAUUUGAAUUCUGCAGCUCUGGCCGAUGAAAUGAGGGAACAUUUUGACGAGGAACUAAAGUCACGGUUAGACUCUUUGUCUAAAUGCAUGUGCAGUGAAAGACUUCCGAAAAUCUUAAGCCUCAAUAAGGGGCGGCAUAUGUUGGUGCGAACGUUCAGUUUAUUGGAUAGCUCUCAACAGCUCUUGUUGUUUGAAGCCCUUAUAUCAAAGUCGCUGUCAACAACUUUAAAAGUGAUUCCGGAAGAUGAGUUGCUUCUUUCGGUCGCACCGGCUUUCAUCUCGUACCUUAUGCAGCUUUCGGAAGACAAACUUGUCGUGAUAUUCUGUUCUUUUGUUGUGGAGGACGUCUUAACGCAGCCUUCUAAUCUUUCUAACAAAUUCCUUUCCGAGUUGGUUAUGACACUUCUGUUUUGCUUGUCUCGGAAACGAGUGGUGCUUGGAAACCAGUGUGCACCUUCUCCGUUAUAUUCAUAUUUUUAUGGGCGUAACUCUCCGCUACAGCUCUCUGGGAAUUGGUGCAGUGGUGAAGGAAGAAUCAUAAAAUUUAGCGAAAGCGAUGUUUUAUCGUUUCGACGUUGGCUAGAGAUGCAGUUUCAGAGGUAUCCUGGUUGUAAUGGGUUUGUGUUAAUAUCUAAGUUAUAG